Didymosphaeria variabile is the source of this 948-nucleotide messenger RNA. RefSeq lists its product as uncharacterized. Gene Ontology annotation, molecular function: ureidoglycolate hydrolase activity; ureidoglycolate lyase activity. The record is from RefSeq and is a predicted model, not a curated record. The transcript has a single exon. Bases 1 to 948 code for a protein of 315 amino acids. NCBI's taxonomy places the organism in Eukaryota, Fungi, Ascomycota, Dothideomycetes, Pleosporales, Didymosphaeriaceae. Gene Ontology annotation, biological process: allantoin catabolic process.
AUGCCUACCCAAAUGCCCGCGCCUUCGAUACGCAUACCGAUUGAGCUCCUCACUCAAUCUUCCUUCAGCCAAUUCGGCACCGUCAUCGAGAACCCCGCACAUUCACCGCUCCCGCGCUCGCAACUCGGUCCGCUUCCCACUGCCGUUUCCGCAAACCAAGGUUCCGCUCUCAAGAUUCUGGACGUAACGCACAUGUCCAAUCUGUAUAAUCUCGCACCCUCGAAGAAGCCCGCGAAAGCGGUCAUGAACAUGUUUGUCUGCGCACCGCGAGACCUGAGACCCCACGAGCCGAGCCAGAGCAUGCCGAGUAGCUGGGGUGACUUGGACUUUGACGAAGACGACUACGGGAACGCGGAUAGAGAGCUGUUCGAUGUGCGAAUCCUAGAGCGACAUCCAUUCACGACACAAACAUUCGUCCCAAUGGGCUUGAGUGGGCAGGAGCGACAUACGCAGUAUCUAGUCAUUGUCGCGCCGACGUUACCAGCCUCAUCGUCAAGAUUACACACGGGCCGACCGCCUCCAUAUCCGACGCCCAAAUCCAAGAAGAAGAAUGGCAUCAAGGAUAUCUUCGCUCGCGCGCGACCCAGUCCGUUCACGAACGAAAACGCGCCGCCGCCCAGCCAAUUCGAACGUUUACACCCCUCUGCGCGACCAAAAGGACCCGGCCUUCCUGAUCUCAAAAACAUACGAGCAUUCAUUGCUACAGGAAAUCAAGCUGUGACGUACGGCGCGGGGACAUGGCAUGCGCCCAUGGUUGUAAUCGGUGCGCGGCCAAUCGACUUUGUAGUUGUGCAGUUUGCGAAUGGAGUGGGCAUUGAGGACUGCCAGGAGAUAAAACUGGAGACCGGUAGAACCGCCGAGGAAGGUAUUGUGGUUAUGGUAGACUCAGAUUCACAUGGAAAGGUGCAGGUUAAGGCUGGAGUUGGAAGCGUGAAAGCGAAGCUCUGA